GUCAUAUUCAUUUGAACGCGGGAGAUUUGCGUGUAAACAAUCGCGCAAAAUUGCACAAUCCCGCAAAUUUUUCAUACACAAUCGCAAAAUGAUGGCCUUAAGUCCCGCAUUGUCGUCUCCACUUAUGAAUAACCAGAAACACAUGGGUCACAUACAGGUUAUCUUUGGGCCAAUGUUUUCUGGAAAAACAACUGAGCUGAUGAGAAGAAUGAAGCGAUAUCAGAUUGCCAACUACAACUGCCUGGUUGUAAAGUACGCCAAUGAUGUCAGAUAUGAUAAAGAUGGCAUUGCAACACAUGAUAGACAAACUUUGCCAGCAGUAUCGGCCAGGAUAUUGUCUGAACUGAGGGCAAGUGCUGAUCAGUAUGAAAUUAUUGGCAUUGAUGAAGGUCAAUUCUUUCCAGAUGUUGUUUCAUUUUGUGAUGAGAUGGCAAACCGAGGGAAGAUUGUGAUAGUUGCUGCUCUUGAUGGCACUUUCCAAAGAAAGGGGUUUGGUGAUAUACUAAACUUGGUCCCGUUGGCUGAAAAUGUGAUAAAGCUUUCUGCUGUUUGUAUGACAUGCAAUUCAGAUGGUCACUUCACAAAGAGAAUCACCGCUGACCAGUCGGUGGAAGUCAUCGGUGGGGCUGACAUGUACCAGGCUGUUUGUCGUGACUGCUAUAGAUCAACAGUGAAAAAAUCCCCAAGAAAGUCCCCUUACAAAUCCCCAUACAAGUCUGAGAACGUCAGACCCUCUGGCGAAGUUGUACUCUCGCCACAAAAAGGCACCCCUACAGUGCUAGGUGAGAGGUCGAUCACUAGUCUACAGAACGGCAUCAACAGGCAGCUCUUUGUUUCCUCUCCUCCAAGAAUAUAGGUGAUCAGGAAAUCUACAUCACCUUUGGCAGAUCAUAUGAGCCACAGGGCCCUCAAUCUGUCAAAUUCACGGCCGAAAUUCGGCCGCAUUCCCCCACCUGAAAAGUAUUCUUUUUUCCCCUUUUUGGGGGAAAAAUUCCCCCUUUAAAAAAAAAAAGUUUUUAAUAGAUAGAUGUGUCUCAUGAUUAUUAUAUUUCAAUUCUAUUUUAAUUUAAUUUUGUUUAAUCUUGUCAAACAUACUUAAUUAUGAAAAAAAUCAAUGAAUAUUGCGCAAACAUGUACAAAUGUAAUAAUUAGAGAGUAAUUAAAAAAUCCCCCAAAAAAGGGAAACGCAGCGAAAAUUCCCCCUGCUAUGGGUAGCGACCCGCUUCCCCUAAAAUAAAUUGAGGGCCCUGAGCCAUGUUCUUGGAAAAACUGGGGUUAAUGAAUGUGCGUGAAGGGUCGUCCCAGAUUAGCUGGUGCAAUCUGCACAGGCUAAUAAGGACGACACUCCACUUUUUAUGGAAUUUUUGUUUUGUUUAAAAAAGUCUCUUCGAAACAAAAAUCCAGUUAAGGUAAAAGUGUCUUCUUUUUAAGCCUGUGUGGACUUCACAGGCUAAUCUGGGAUGACACAAUGCACAUGCCAUAAGCCCUGUUUAACCAUUAGGAGGCUCAUGCCAACCAUCAAUGCAGCUCAAUGUUUUGUUGUAAUAAAUACUUACUUUUAUAUAUACUAUAUGCAAGUUGUAACUUAUUUAUGUUAGUUAUUUUUGUAGAUGUCAUUUAGAGCCUGGGGCUUAGUUAGUGUAUAUUUGUUUAGUUGUGUGAAUUUUUUAAAUAUUUAUUUGCAUGUUUAAACAUGAAUAAUUUUCCAAUAUUCUCUAUAUUCAAAUUCUUUAACAAAUGGUUGGAUACCAAAUCCCAUUCAAUUCGCCAGUAAAAAAAUCACAGAUUGAUCAUUUUGAUUGAAAAGGGAUAUUUACAAUUGAAUGUGUUUGAUAUCUAGAUAUAGUGCAAACAAAGUGUGCACCAUGGGAUUUAAGUUGUAUUAUGCAUUUUAAAUAAUCAUAAUUAUGAUAUAUAUAUUGAUAUAUUUUUAAUUUAUUUACCUUAAGCAAUAAGCUGCAGGUUCAUGUUUAUCUGAAACUGCAAAAACAAUUCAUUAAUUGUAUGGAAAAAAAGUAAGCUGCAUUGUUUUAUUACUAGUAUCUUUUUUUCGGUCUCAAAACUUUUAUUUGUCUAAUCAAUUAUCUUUGAACAAAAGCUCAAAAAAAUGAUGAAACAUGUUGAAGAAUUAAAGUAUUUAUUUUGGGACCAGUGAAUAAGUUGCAUGUGUUCAUUCUAAAGUUUUUAUAUAUAUUUACCAAGAACUAUAAAUGUAAAAUUAAAUAUAAUAAUGACCGUGUUUGCCAGAGCUACAAAACUAUUGAAUUGAAACCAGUAUAUAAAAUGAUCUUUUUAUCGUAAAGAAAUUCCUGUCAGUGACUGUGUAAUCCUCUUCAUUUGCUUUGUUUAAACUUUUGUAUUUAUUUAUAAUUUUCACAUAACCUUGCUUUUUAUAGUCCUUAUACUUUUAUGUUUCUUUGUUUCCUUUUUGUGAACUUGUAAUGUUGUAAUUGUAUGUAGUUUCAUUGUUUUUAUCACAUAUAUAGCUUCAUAGUUUUAUCACGUGUUUUAUUAUCUUAAUAUGUGAUAUGUUUUAUUGUACCUCCUUUAUAAUAUAAAAUCCAUUUGUGAGCUAUCACACUUUGUUCUGUGAUUUGCCUCUUCAACUUUUAGCUAGUCUUCAACUUUUAGCUUGUUGCCACUAGGGAUGCAACAUUUUUUCUCCAAUAUUAAGACCAUGUUUUAAACUGGGUCAAGUGUGGGUCAAAAACAAGGUCACCAGGUUUAUACAAAUUUGUUACCACAUUUAUGACUCCAUUCAUAUGAAACUUGGUUAUAACUAUUCACAAUAUGAAGGAAAUGUUUAUAUCAGGGUCAAGUGACGCCAAAAACUAGACACCCAGGUCAAGUUUUCAAUAAUUGAUGUCUAAACUCAAUUGAGCGCUCUUGUAGGUUGGAGCUAUAAAGAUUAUAAAAAAAUAAAGUAUUUUGUAAAAACACAACAUAUUUAUUUUGUUGAAACAUUUAAUGUGAAUGUAUGCGUUUCAACUUCUCAAUAGAGAUAAUGGUUACAUAAAGCAUGUGUGAUAAACAGUCACCUUAUCCGGUUCUGGAGCCUAUGAAUUAUCACUUUGUGUCUUGUUGCCUGUCUAAAUGAUAGUAUGUAUUUUACCUCAAUGUGUUCUUUUGAGUAGACACUUCAUACUUAAGUAGAAAUAAAAUAGUAUGGAUUGUAAA
Molecule: messenger RNA, 3177 nt
Organism: Dreissena polymorpha
Lineage: Eukaryota; Metazoa; Mollusca; Bivalvia; Myida; Dreissenidae
Product: thymidine kinase, cytosolic-like
Exons: 7
Coding region: 89-856 (255 amino acids)
Biological process (GO): thymidine metabolic process
Molecular function (GO): ATP binding; thymidine kinase activity
Source: RefSeq, a predicted model, not a curated record